Molecule: messenger RNA, 4345 nt
Organism: Artibeus jamaicensis (Jamaican fruit-eating bat)
Lineage: Eukaryota; Metazoa; Chordata; Mammalia; Chiroptera; Phyllostomidae
Gene: DCUN1D2
Product: defective in cullin neddylation 1 domain containing 2
Exons: 6
Coding region: 190-978 (262 amino acids)
Biological process (GO): protein neddylation; positive regulation of ubiquitin-protein transferase activity
Cellular component (GO): ubiquitin ligase complex
Molecular function (GO): ubiquitin conjugating enzyme binding; cullin family protein binding; ubiquitin-like protein binding
Source: RefSeq, a predicted model, not a curated record
UGCAGUUCUGUAGACAGGACCUGUCCCCGCCUCCCCUGAGCGUCUCCCUAGCGCCCCUCCCCUGGGCCCCUCCCAGGGCGAGUGUCCCAGGAGCAAGGACUAGGACCCAGUGGCUGGAGCAGAACGGGAGGUGGCCGGGACUCCUGCGCAGACGGCUGGGCCAGUGAGAAGCACGGAGCAACGGGGAGAAUGCAUGCAUGCAGGGACGCCUUAAGAAAAAGCUCCGGGAGCCUUGCUCUGCCGCUUAUCAUUGGCAUUUGGGUGAGCAGUCGGUCUGGUACGAAGGGGACGUUGACAUUGCCUUUUCACGAGCAGCCGGAGCAGGCAACUCCUUCCGGUUUCAGUGCCAGGAGGAGCUGUGCCACUUCUGGGCCUCUGCAUAAGCUUAAAUCAUCUCAGAAGGACAAGGUCCGCCAGUUUAUGGCAUUUACUCAGACUGGUGAAAGAACUGCCAUCUACUGCUUAUCACAGAAUGAGUGGAAACUAGACGUGGCCACUGACAACUUCUUCCAAAACCCGGACUCAUUCCACAAGGAAUCCAUGAGAAACACAGUGGACAAGAAGAAGCUGGAGCAGCUGUAUAACAGGUACAAAGACCCACAAGAUGAAAAUAAAAUUGGAAUUGAUGGGAUUCAACAGUUUUGUGAUGAUUUAAGCCUCGAUCCUGCCAGUAUCAGCGUUUUGGUUAUAGCAUGGAAAUUCAGGGCAGCGACUCAAUGUGAAUUUAGCAAAAAGGAGUUUGUAGACGGCAUGACGGAGCUGGGGUGUGACAGCACAGAUAAGCUGAAAGCGCUUCUGCCAAGGCUGGAACAAGAGCUUAAGGACACAACGAAGUUUAAGGAUUUCUAUCAGUUUACUUUCACCUUUGCUAAGAACCCUGGGCAAAAAGGUUUAGAUACUGUGUUUUCAUCAGCACCGAGGCAAGACCCUCCACCAGCAAAAAGAGUGCAACUCGCGGGAGGCUCAGCUGAUAGUUAGCAUUUUUAAAGUACGUAUAUUGUUUUUUUAGACGUAGUGCUUUUGCACACUUAAUAGACUCUAGUGUAGUGUGAACAUAAAUUUUACAUGCACUGGAGAACCAAACACUUGUGCGACUCAUUUCAUUGGGACGCCUGCGUUACUGUGGUUGUCGGGAUCUGAGCCCGCGGGGCCUCCGGUGCGAGCCUGAGCUGCCGUCACAGUUCUGAUUUUGUCGUAAUGUGGCUGAUGUAUUACUGUGUGUGGUACGUUCGGAAAACUUUUACCUUAAGAUUUUAGUUUGAAUUUUUGGUUGAUAUGAGGGUUUUAUUUUGCUUAUUUCAUUUGUUUUGCCCCGGAGUACUAUAUAGUUUAUUUUUGUCUUAUCUCUUUGUAAAAAUAAAUUAGUUUUGACCUACAUUUUCUUGCCUAAUAUAAGAGAUUUAUUUACGCUUAGUGCGUUAAAAUCUCUUACAAGUUUGGAGGAGGGCUUACACAGUCUUUUUUAUAGGGAUUAAAUGGGUAUAUUAGAAAGUACAUUUUGAAGAAAAGUUCUUAUAAAUAAAAGCAAUAUUAUAAGAUGACAAAAAUUAGGUAGGAAACCUGAAAGGGGCUUGAAAAUUCACAGAUGGAAAAUCCACAGCAAGCAUCUGGAUUCAGACCCGGAUUUCACUCCUGCAUGUUUGCAGGUGUGUGUCUGCAGGGGACAUUCUCAUCCCCCUGUCUUUCUCUCUCCCAGCAACAGGUGAAAGGCAGGUACAGAUCGAGACAGCAGGCGCUCUGUCCCUACGUCAGGGCCGUGGGCAGCAGGCGCUUCUGUCCCUACGUCAGGGCCGUGGGCAGCAGGCGCUUCUGUCCCUACGUCAGGGCCGUGGGCAGCAGGCACCUCUGCCUCGGUUUGGGAUGGCAGAUAGCCGUCUUUUCCUAAGCACUGUCUCCUACUUCCAUGGCAGGGGUUGUUUUCUUCUUUUUCUGUGUUUUUCUCCAACGUUGUGGGCCGUUCACUCUGUCUGUUGCUGCAUUGCACUGUGAUGAGUCUCUCAUCAGAGUCCCCCUCUCGGGGCUGGUCCACCGUGCGAAUGGGUUCCUCGCCCUGAAUGCCACCUCACAGGUCGUGCACCUGCCACCUCAGGAGCGGAAAAAGGCCUCUACCACAAGGGACCUGUUCAGGAACUUACUUGAAUGGAUCUGCUUUUAACACUUCGGAAGGUGGACAUGGGAGAAUUCACUAGGAAAAUAGGAGCGAGGUUUUCCCUAAUCAAGGAAGCGGGUGAGCAAACAGAGGCCGUCCGUGGCGUAAAGGUGCAGCAGCAAGGUGGUUCCAACAUCACAGGACUGUGCACAUUCCCCCUUUGUCACCGGUCAGAGAGCCGAUGUCAUGGAAGGCAUUUGUGGGACCCGUGGAAGAGAUGGUUCUGACACAUUUGUGAAGAAAAGGAUUGAUUUCCUGUUUGGCCUGAUGCCAGUGAAGGAUCCGUUUUGUAACCAAGUGCACAGAGUGAGAGGAAAGGGGUGUCCACAGCAGCAGCGGGGUGACGGCUGAGCAUGCGCAGUGAGAAGAAGCAGAAGCUGUGUAUCGUCUGGUCUCACCCCGUCACAGAGACCAACACGUCAUCAACCGACUGAGAUAAGGUGGCCGAGGGGCCACUGCAGGCCCAAGCCCUGAUUUGCCCCUGGCUUCUCUGUGGCUCGGCAGGGUGUCACCUAGAGAAGAGCUUGCCAGAUGCUUCCGGAAGGACUGCAAAGAGGCAAGGCUCUGAGGCAUUGGUAGCAAGGACCUGGUUAAAUUAGAAUUCCAGAUAAUUCCAUCUGUAUUAAUGUAGAGUGAAGAGUUGGACUUGUGUUCCUGUGCUCUUGGGAAUAUUCAAAUACUUGGCACAUUUUGAAAAGAAACAACCCAUAUAGUGAGUUUAAAACUGGCGUGGAAUGAUAGUGGUCACCCCAGCAGUGCUGUCUUGGCCCUGGACACACAGGUCUCCCUCUGUGUCUUUGCUGCCAUUCAGAUGUCCAAAUGCAGUCCUGGCAGUCAGUGUGGUUUCUGUUUGUAGGUGGCGGCUUUUAUCAUCUACCUUGUUACUGGAAAGAAAGGUGGAAACCAGCCUUUGUGAAGCACAUGUGAUGUGGCCACCUGGUGCCUUUGUCUGGUUCACACAUGGCCUUACCCCCACUUUACAAACAGGGAAACCGAGGCAAAGGCACAAAAGGCCAUGUUGGAGGAAGGAGCACGGGCUGUGACCGCAGGGUUUGGAGCCCUCACUCACCGUCCCGUGUGUUCACACCUCCUCCUGGGCUGCCUGGCGUGUGGGGAGUGGAAACCAAGGCCUGGGUAUGGUGGAAGUCUGCGGAUGCAGGAAGACCGUGGCACAGCGCCAGUCCCACUGUCCCACUGUCCCUGUGGGGAGAGCUUAGAUGGUCAAAGUAGGCUCAGGUCUGUCUUGGUGCAUCCAUCCCCUCUGGCCACUGCUUGCUUGGGCACUGCCUGCCUGCGAGGGCUUUCUCCUCUGAGUUUGGCCCAUAUGCCACCUGUCCCCUCACAUUCUCGGAUCACUCCAGGAUUCACCUUUAAGUAGUCUCUGUGCCAGGCUAUUUCCUAUUCUACCCACAUCUUGUAUUUUAUAUGAUUUGAUUUUAAUUUACUUGUUUUAUACCGCGCAUAUAUAUUAAAUGAGCAAAAUAUAUUACAAUUUUAAAACUCUUAAAAUGUUCGCAGUUCUGUUUUAGCACGAAUGACUUCAUCUCAGUUUUUAGAGCAACAAACAUUGUCAAAAAAGCACAGUGAUCUCCUCCUGCAUGUUGCUUCAUCCGGUUAUAUCAGAGUUGGAGCCAGAGAGAAGUGAUGGGCGGCACCACUCCUGCACGGAGCCAGAAAAGGCUUCCUUACUCUCUGAGAGCUGCUGCAGCGUGUCCUGACUGAGGACGUGUCACCUGGUGGGUGAGCUGCAGGGCGUCCUGACUAGCAUGUGUUACCUGGUGGUCAGGCCCAGUGAUAAGCCAGAUUUCAAGGCUCGAGUGUCAGUCUAGUUAGAAGAUGGUGUGACUAUGGUCAGAGUAACAAUAGCAGUGAGUUGUUAAGAGCAUUGUCUUGCCUCGUAUGUGGUGCUAUUAUGAAGACAUCAGCCUAUGAACUUUGUUGUCACAGUGACAAAAUGGAUAAUCAGGAGACCAGGUGCCAAGUUCAGCUCCUGACUUCCCUGCUUUGCCCCCACCUAAAAAUAACUUCCUUUGCACUCCGUAGGCCCAGCUACCUGAUGACACCUUCAAUCUCAGCUUUAUUUUUUGAAUCUGAUCUAUUGUAGCUCCGUUCUUUUCACCUGCAAAGAUGAGUCCUCUUUAGGAAUCUUAUCAGUGCCUGGAGGAAGCAUGCCUUUUUUUUCUAGUUUGUGAAGGA